Messenger RNA from Malania oleifera, 2935 nucleotides. Its product is annotated as pentatricopeptide repeat-containing protein At2g15820, chloroplastic. Gene Ontology annotation, biological process: Group II intron splicing; mRNA cis splicing, via spliceosome; photosystem I assembly. The transcript is spliced from 2 exons. The record is from RefSeq and is a predicted model, not a curated record. Gene Ontology annotation, molecular function: protein binding; endonuclease activity. NCBI's taxonomy places the organism in Eukaryota, Viridiplantae, Streptophyta, Magnoliopsida, Santalales, Ximeniaceae. The coding region runs from base 56 to 2569 and encodes 837 amino acids.
GAAACUGAAGAAAGAAGAGUUCUCCCAAAUCCAGAACAGCACACUACCAGAAGAGAUGAUUCUGAGCACAGCUCAAGAACUCUCCUUUUCCACCUCCAUCUCCAUCUUAAACCCUAAACCCUACCCCGACCCCAAGCCCGGCUCUCACCCAUCCCUCACCCUUCCAAUGCGCAAGGCUCUCUUCUCCUCAUUCUCUCUCCUCCGACCCCUCGCCCUUUCUCCCCACCACCGCCGCCUCCUUCACGCCGCGUCUAUCCUCCGACCGCCGCAGUCCGUCUCCUUUUUUCAUCCAAAACCCCGCCAGGUUUCGCCGCCUCUGUUCGCCUCCACUGCAUCAGUGAACACUUCCGUCGAACGGUUGGCGGGCGAAGCCGCGAGUGCCGUAGUCGCAGAGGAAAUUUGGGAUUUUUGCGCGACCAGAGAAACCGAGGGUUUUGAAUUCGAUGAGUGCUUUGCCUCCACGGACAUGAAGCACUUGGAGUCGCCCUCCCUCGAGGUUAAGGAGCUGGAUGAAUUGCCUGAGCAGUGGCGGCGAAGGAAGUUGGCGUGGCUAUGUAAGGAACUUCCCUUGCACAAGGCCUCGACGUUGACUCGGAUACUCAAUGCGCAGAGGAAGUGGCUUAGGCAAGAAGAUGCGACUUACGUGGCUGUUCAUUGUACGCGGAUUCGCGAGAACGAGGCGGGGUUUAGGGUGUACAAAUGGAUGAUGCAGCAACACUGGUUCCAGUUUGACUUUGCUCUUGCCACCAAGCUGGCAGAUUACAUGGGCAGGGAGCGAAAAUUCUUAAAAUGUAGGGAGAUAUUUGAUGACAUAAUAAAUCAGGGGCGCGUGCCUAAUGAAUCUACAUUUCAUGUUCUGAUUAUUGCCUAUCUUAGUUCCACAGUUCAAGGUUGUGUGGAUGAAGCAUGUAGCAUUUACAACCGUAUGAUUCAGUUAGGAGGUUACCAGCCCCGACUUAGCUUGCACAAUUCCCUCUUUAGAGCUCUUGUCAGUAAACCAGGAGCAUCUUCAAAAUAUUAUCUGAAACAGGCAGAGUUUAUUUUCCACAAUUUGGUAACAUCUGGACUGGAGAUACACAAGGAUGUUUAUGGUGGCUUAAUUUGGUUACACAGCUAUCAGGACACCAUUGAUAAAGAAAGGAUAGCAUCAAUUAGGGAAGAGAUGUGGCGAGUAGGUAUCAAGGAGGGCAGAGAAGUGCUUUUGUCCAUCUUGAGGGCUUGCUCUAGACAGGGGGAUGUGGAGGAAGCAGAAAAAACUUGGCUUAAGCUCCACUCUGACAGUAGCAUCCCUUCACAAGCUUUUGUCUACAAAAUGGAAGUCUACUCAAAAGUUGGAGAGCCCAUGAAAUCUUUGGAGAUAUUUAGGGAGAUGCAGGAGCAUUUGGGUUCCACUAAUGUUGUGGCAUAUCAUAAAAUAAUUGAGGUGCUAUCGAAAGCUCAAGAAAUGGAACUUGCCGAGUCACUUAUGACAGAGUUCAUAAACAGUGGUAUGAAGCCCCUGGUUCGAAGCUUUAUUGAUCUGAUGAAUAUGUACUUCAAUUUAGGCUUUCAUGACAAAGUGGAGUCAACAUUCAUCCAUUGCCUUGAUAAGUGUAGUCUCAAUCGGACUGUUUACAGCAUCUACUUGGAGUCUUUGGUGAAAAGUGGUAAUCUUGAUAGGGCAGAAGAUAUCUUCAACCAAAUGGUUACUAAUGGCGCAAUUGGUGUCAACUCUCGACCAUGCAACACCAUUCUAAGUGGAUAUCUCACUUCUGGGGAUUAUGUGAAGGCAGAAAAGAUAUAUGAUUUGAUGUGCCAGAAGAAAUAUGACAUAGAAUCCCCUUUGAUGCAAAAGAUUGACUAUGUGCUGAGCUUGAGCAGGAAAGUUGUAAAGAAACCCAUUAGUUUGAAGCUAAGAAAAGAACAACGAGAGGCUUUGGUGGGUUUGUUGUUAGGGGGUUUACAGAUGGAAUCAGAUGAAGAGAGAAAGAUGCACACCAUCCAUUUUGAGUUCAAUGAAAAUUCCCCUGCACAUUCUAUUUUGAGGAGACAUAUUCAUAAUGAGUACCAUGAGUGGUUAAAUUCUUUUAGUAGGGUGAGUGAUGGCAAUGAUGACAUACCGUAUAAGUUUUCUACCAUCUCGCACUCUUACUUUGGUUUUUAUGCGGACCAGUUCUGGCCAAGUGGCAAACCCAUGAUUCCAAAGUUAAUACAUCGGUGGAUGUCACCACGGGUUCUUGCAUACUGGUAUAUGUAUGGAGGCCACAGAUCAUCAUCAGGUGAUAUCUUGUUGAAGCUAAAAGGAAGUCGUGAAGGUGCUGAGAGGGUCAUCAAAACAUUGAAAGCAAAAUCUUUGGAUUUCAGGGUAAAGAGGAAAGGCAGAGUGUUCUGGAUAGGCUUUUUGGGAAGCAAUUCUACUUGGUUUUGGAAACUGACAGAACCUUAUAUUCUGGAUGACUUGAAAGAUCUUUUAAGAGCAGGUGAUCAAACCUUUGAGGAUGGAAUGGCAGGAGCCCAAGACAUUAGCUUUGAUAGUGGGUAUGAUUCUGAUGAGACGGCUUCUAAUCACAGUGAUCAUGAUAAUUUGUAGGAUGUCGAUUAGUUAUUGUAAUCUUAUCAUAAUAUGGUUUAUUACUUCCAUUUUUUUUUUUACAUGGAUUUGUUCAUAAGCUGUCAAAGCUGAACAAGAGUGUGCCAGAUCUACUUGGUUCCUUAGGCCCCAAGGCUUCUCAACCAGUUCACAUGAUCUUGUCUUGUAAAUUUCUCUGUGCAUGUACAUAUUGAGCUUGUGUUCUGGUUUAACUAAUAGAUGGAAAAUCCCUAUGUUAUUAUACCAGUGAGUUACUUGUAUUAUGAUUCUCAAACGGAGAAUCAUUAUAAUUUGUUUCUGUAUUUUAUAUUGAGCUAUAUAUUUAUCUAUAUUGAAAUAUUUUGAUUUUUUUUUUAAAUUCUGCUU